This is a messenger RNA of Brassica napus (rape), 609 nucleotides long. RefSeq lists its product as uncharacterized. The record is from RefSeq and is a predicted model, not a curated record. Bases 1 to 609 code for a protein of 202 amino acids. NCBI's taxonomy places the organism in Eukaryota, Viridiplantae, Streptophyta, Magnoliopsida, Brassicales, Brassicaceae. The transcript has a single exon.
AUGAAGUGCAGGAAGAUGCUGGAGGACCUAACCGUCCGACUCCCCAUGAUGGAUGCGAUCCAGAUGAUGCCCUCCAUGCGCAGCUUUAUGAAGGGAUUGAUCUCAGGAAAAGUAUCAGAGGAGAGCGAAUUCAUGACAGGUUCUAAGGAGUGCAGCGUAGUGCUUCAGAACAGGCAGAUAAAGAAGCGAGGAGACCCCGGCAAGUUCGACCUCUCUAUCCAGAUUGGGAAGACAGGUUUUGCAUGCUCCUUGGUUGAUCUUGGAUCCAGCGUGAACCUCAUGCCUUACUCUGUAGCGCGACGUCUAGGAUACACGCAUUUCAAACCAACUAAGAUGUCCUUAGUCUUCGCGGAUAGAUCAGUCAAAUCCCCAGUUGGUAUACUAGAGGAUCUCCAAGUAAAAGUCGGAAACACCUCUGUUCCCGCAGACUUCGUUGUUCUGGAGCAAGAAGAAGAGUCUAAAGAUCCUCUCAUCUUGGGAAGACCAAUCCUAUGUAUUGUUGGAGCCAUCAUUGAUGUGCGACAAGGGAAGAUUGAUCUGAAUCUUGGGGACAUAGUCAUGCAAUUCGAGAUGGAUGAACUACUAAAAAAGCCGAUGUUAGAUGGGUAG